Molecule: messenger RNA, 1138 nt
Organism: Aptenodytes forsteri (emperor penguin)
Lineage: Eukaryota; Metazoa; Chordata; Aves; Sphenisciformes; Spheniscidae
Gene: SLC25A3
Product: solute carrier family 25 member 3
Exons: 6
Coding region: 56-949 (297 amino acids)
Biological process (GO): mitochondrial phosphate ion transmembrane transport
Cellular component (GO): mitochondrial inner membrane
Molecular function (GO): phosphate transmembrane transporter activity
Source: RefSeq, a predicted model, not a curated record
UUUUUUUUCCAAUUAACUAGAAUACAGCUGUGCAUAUGGCUCAGGCAGAUUCUUUAUGCUUUGUGGCCUUGGUGGGAUUAUUAGCUGUGGAACAACACAUACAGCACUGGUUCCUCUAGACCUGGUUAAAUGCAGAAUACAGGUUGAUCCACAAAAAUACAAGAGCAUCUUCAAUGGAUUUUCAGUGACAGUCAAAGAAGAUGGCGUUCGUGGCUUGGCUAAGGGAUGGGCUCCAACCUUUAUUGGAUAUUCCAUGCAGGGGCUUUGUAAAUUUGGUUUCUAUGAAGUUUUCAAAAUCCUAUAUGGCAACAUGCUGGGAGAGGAAAACGCAUAUUUGUGGCGUACUUCGCUAUAUUUAGCUGCAUCUGCCAGUGCAGAGUUUUUUGCCGACAUUGCUCUGGCUCCAAUGGAAGCUGCUAAAGUUCGUAUUCAGACACAGCCUGGAUAUGCUAACACUCUGCGGCAGGCUGUGCCUAAAAUGUUUGCAGAAGAAGGCAUCUGGGCUUUCUAUAAAGGUGUUGCUCCACUAUGGAUGAGACAGAUUCCAUACACAAUGAUGAAAUUUGCCUGCUUUGAACGUACUGUUGAAGCUCUCUACAAGUACGUCGUUCCCAAGCCACGAAGUGAAUGUACAAAAGGAGAACAGCUGGUAGUCACAUUUAUUGCAGGCUAUAUUGCUGGUGUGUUCUGUGCAAUUGUUUCCCAUCCUGCUGACUCCGUGGUGUCUGUGUUGAACAAAGAAAAGGGCAGUUCUGCUUCACAGGUUCUUAUGAGGCUUGGAUUCAAAGGUGUAUGGAAAGGUCUGUUUGCUCGUAUCAUUAUGAUUGGUACCCUGACUGCACUGCAGUGGUUCAUCUAUGAUUCUGUGAAGGUUUAUUUCAGACUUCCUCGUCCGCCUCCACCUGAAAUGCCAGAAUCUCUGAAGAAGAAGCUUGGUCUAACUGAAUAGACAACUCAUGGACUGACUAUGCUGGCUGUCCCAGUGAUGAGUUUCAUGAAACUUUUAUAUAUUUGACUAUGUAGAAAACAAACUCUAUAUGAUGUCAUUAUUGGCUGUGCCCUCAGCCUGCAUGAGGGUUUCAAUUCUACCACUGUCAUUGCCUGAAAUAAAUGAGAAAUAGUGCUUAGCGUCUGUUUA